AUGAUUACCAAUUUGCCGCUUCUUAUUUGCAAUGGUAAUCCGACAGCUCUGGCGAAGCUGAAUGCCGCCGAAUUGGAAAAGUUUAUUACGUUCAUGGUGACAUGUUCCUGGGGUCAUGAUACGGCUAAGGAUAUCCGGCAGCCACCAUGGUGGCCCAAGGAUGUAAACUUUUCACAUCCCUUUGUUAAACCACCGGUUGUUCCCGACGAUUGGGAGGCGAGACUGAAGAGAUUGAUCAAGAGAUGUUAUGAAUAUCACAAGAGUGCGUUUUUAUUAGUGUUCUCAGCACAGCUUGCUCGAUAUCCGCCGCGAAGACUCCGGUAUGUUGACAAUCGCGAUCACACGACAUCCCUCUACUACAGACCGAGUGGUAGACUACUGGUGACGUUCCGAAAUGAAAAUCUGUGUUAUGAUAGAGACACUGUAGAGGAGACGAGCUGUCACCUGAAAUCCACUGAUAUUUAUCUUUGUGAUAAUUGUGAUAGUCAUUUUGAUAACUUGGAAGUUCUCAAAGCUCAUGAGAGACUGUGUAACAAUGAAGUAGUGGCAACAAGUUCGUGUAGCAGUGGCUUUUCAGAUUUCCUGUCAGCUCUGAAGUUGAAAUCAAUAUCAGAUGUUUCGGAUAACAAACAUCCACAAUGUGUUGAAGUUGACUCGCGGCCCCGGAAUGCUAGAGGUGCAUCUCACCUGGAUAGAGGUCCUCCCUAUCCAUUCUCAUCCCUUGCAUAUAUGAAAAAUGCAAAAAUAAACAUACAAAGGGAUACCACCUAUUCUAGAGAAAGAAUAGAGAGAUAUUGUUGUUCUACGACAACUGUUAGUAAAAAUGUAGGUAGCAAAACUAAAAAUCAUCAAUUUCCAGUAAGAUAUAGACGACCAAUAGAUUACUGGCACAGGAAGCAUGUGUUCCCAAAUCAAAGAUACAAAAAAAUACUUGAUCUCAAAAGCCAGUUGCUGCUUUUAAAAUGUAGGCCCGUUACUGUGAACGUCGAGAGAAUGACAAUGGAAAAAGUAGAUGAAUAUAUCGAAAACCUGCAGAAGGAGUCCGAGAAACAUAGCAUAGGAGACAAAGACAUUGUGUUUGUUGAUGGAUUAGACUCUGGACAAAUGGAUGUUGACGGUAAAGUUGAAACUAAAAAUAGUGAUCCUCUCAAGAAGGUAGACUGUGACUGUGAAGUGAUUGAUCUGUGUUCGGACGAUGAAACUUCCAGUACUAACGAGAACUGUGACCCUCGAGCAGGAGUGACUUGUGUGAUGAGAGGUGGGGCGGUGCUCCGGCGUACGGCUGCGACGCCUCAGGCCCUGCCCGCGGAGCCCUGCGGCGCGCGCCAGCGCCCUCUACCGUCUCUCAUCCUACAACCACAUCCAGUUAUAUUGAUAACUCAUACUCUAAACAAUUUACAGACUAUAGCCUUAGAUUAA
Messenger RNA from Danaus chrysippus (African queen), 1419 nucleotides. The record is from the annotation of a GenBank genome assembly. Lineage: Eukaryota; Metazoa; Arthropoda; Insecta; Lepidoptera; Nymphalidae.